AUGCAAUUCUAUAAUGAUGAUAAAGUUUCAAUUGAAGCAUCUUCUUAUCUUUUUAAAAAGAUAGGAGGGCAUGAUCCCAAGACCAUUUCCAAAGUACUUUUACAAGGAAAACGUCACCCUCUCCUUUGUCUCGACAGAAACAACUUGGGAGAUGAGGGAAUCAUUCCAAUAUUCCGUGCCUUGAAACAAAAUGCCAUUGUAGAAUCUUUAGAUAUAUCAAGCAACAAUUUAACAGCAACAUCGAUCGGGGAACUCUGUCAAGCACUCACUUCAAACAAGUACAUCAAGUAUUUAAAGUUGGAAAACAAUGGAAUUGGAGACUCUGGUGCCGAAAAGUUGGCCAAUGUCAUCAAGAACAAUGGAUGUUCACUCAAAGGUUUAUAUCUCUCUGAUUGUCAAAUCACUUCAAAGGGAUGUUCAAUAUUGGCUUUGGCUCUGGAAUCAAACACUCUUAUAGCAACUCUUCAUCUCAACAGCAACCCUAUCGGUAACGAGGGUAUCAGUCAACUUGUAAAAUCACUCUACUCAAAUUCUUCCAUCAAAAGUAUCAGUUGUUUCUUUUGUUCAAUCUCUGACGUCGGUGCCACACGUGUCAUCGAGUAUUUGGAAGCACACAAAAAGUCAAUCAGCAAUCUCAACAUUAAAGGAAACAAAAUCUCUCCAGACAAUCAAGAAAAGAUAAACAAGUUGCUGUUGGUUAAAAAGAUUAAAGAAAAAAAGAGAUUGUUGAAAAUGGAGGCCAAGGAACUCAUCAAUCAAGAGGCUGAAAGAAUGGUCAAGAUUAAAAUGAAGGAUGUCAAUGAAAAGGCAAAGAAACAAUUGGAUGAAAAACAAAAGGUACUCGAAAAGAGAGAAGAAGAUUUGGUCUCUAAAGAAAAGGUUUUAAAUACAAAACAAACUGAAAUUAGUGCUAAAAUUAAAGAAUUUGAAAACAAAUCUAAAAAGACAAAGGAUCCAAAGAAUGAAAAAUCAACUACUACAAAUAGUCAUAGUAGUAAGAAUACUAGUGGAGUUGGUAAAAAGAAAAAGAAUGAUUCAGAUACAAUUACAAUUAUUAUAGCAGGUGACAAGGACAAGGAUAAAGAAGUAUUAUUGGGAUAUGGACAAACAGUAAUUGAUAAUAUUAAAGUUAUAUCAGAUACCGAUUUUGAAAAGACCAUCAAUGGUGAUGUUGUCAUUGAAGGAAAGAGUGUAAACAUUACCUUUGUCAAUACAUCAAGUAACGAUAGAUAUUCAAGACUUCGUGCACUCCAAUAUGAACAUGCCGAUGCAGCCAUGGUCGUCUAUACUGCUUCCGAUCGUGUCUCUUUUGAAGAUAUAUCUUUCCAAUGGUUACCAGAAAUCAAUUUCAUGGGAAAGAUGCCAAUCUUUAUUACAUCUAUGCAAUCGGAUCAACGUACCACACCGCCAAAUACAACCGAUGUCUCUGAACAAGAAGGAAAGGAAUUUGCUGAAAAGAUUGGAUCUGCCAAUCUAUACUACGAGCCACUUUGUGCUGAAGAUUUUAGGAAAAUGGUCACUUCAAUGAUCAAAGAAUUAUCAAAGAAAAAGAAAAAAUAA
Molecule: messenger RNA, 1560 nt
Organism: Cavenderia fasciculata
Lineage: Eukaryota; Evosea; Eumycetozoa; Acytosteliales; Cavenderiaceae
Product: leucine-rich repeat-containing protein
Exons: 3
Coding region: 1-1560 (519 amino acids)
Biological process (GO): activation of GTPase activity; nucleocytoplasmic transport
Cellular component (GO): perinuclear region of cytoplasm; cytosol; nucleus
Molecular function (GO): small GTPase binding; GTP binding; GTPase activator activity
Source: RefSeq, a predicted model, not a curated record